CAAUCUAUCCUCUCCAUGUUUCCCCCAUCUACACCUUCUCUCCAUCUUUACAUCCGUUCUCUCCUUUUCUCUCCAUCUUUACCUCUGUUCUCUCCUUUUCUCUCCAUCUUUACCUCCAUCCACACGUUCUCUCCAUCUUUAGCUCUAUUCUCAUCUUCUCUCCAUCUUUACCUCUGUCCACUCCAUCUCUCCAUCUUUACCUCUGUCCACUCCAUCUCUCCAUCUUUACCUCCUUCCACACUUUCUCUCCAUCUUUGCCUCCAUCCACACCUUCUCUCCAUCUUUGACUCCAUCCACACCUUCUCCCCACGUUGUCCUGUGUUCACACGUGACAUCACUUCCUGUGCAGAGCUUCCAGAGGUGUUCCUGCUCCAGAAGACGCCGUCCUCUCCGGUCAGCUGCAUGGCGACAGGUUUCUACCCCGACGGUGCCGACCUGUUUUGGAGGAAAGACGGCGAGCAGAUCUUCGAGGACGUGGAGCACGGAGAGAUACUCCCCAACCACGACGGAACCUUCCAGAUGUCGGUGGCGCUGAAAGUGGAGGUGACGGCCGACGUGGAGGGCAAGUACGAAUGUGUGUUUCAGCUGUCAGGCGUCAAGGAGGACUUGGUCACCAAGCUGGAGAGAAGAAGCAUCCUGAGCAACGCAAGCCAUGAAGGUGAGAAAGACACAUUUAGUUGGAGAUGUUUCCCAUCACAAGUCCACCUGUCACCAUUAUUGAUCCAUGUCACCAUGACAACGCUUGACGUCUGCAUGCAAAGUAGUCAUGAAGGUUUCCUCUUCAUGCUUUGUCACUCCACUUGUGCUUUUUUGCUCUCCACAGACAACUUGAGCGUCGCCCUCGCUGCCACGGCGGCGGUCCUCGCUGUGGCGGCCAUCAUCAUCAUCAUCAUCAUCAUGGUCAUGGUCAGGCGUCACAGAAACAGACAAGGUGAGGGACGCCAAUGUCCUCUGUCUUCUUCUUCUCGGUGCACUCGGUCCAGGCCGUGAGUUGAUGCUUUCAUCCGGGCUGCAAAGGUGCGGCCAUCUUUUAGUUGCCUUCCAGCCAAACACUCAAAGAUCCACAGAGACAGAGCGCACACUCUCACGUAGAAACACGGCGUGACGUGAGGGGAAAAGUCCACUUCACCUUGUUUCUCUUUCAUUUCAGCCCAGUACGAUCCAGCUGGUAAGUAAAACAUCUUUUCUUUGAGCCGCAAGAAACAAAGCCGUGGUGAAGCGUCACUCACAUGGAGGUCUGAUGUGGACCUUUGUUACAAGUUUAGCCGGAAAAGCCCAACUGGAGCUGACUCCUUCACAAUAAAAGUCCCUCCUGUGAGCACACGCAAUACAAAGUCUGGCAUAUCUCACUUUUGACAGGAGUCCUCAUGAUGAGGAUCAGCCAAAUGAGACAUCAAGUGUGCUGACUCGUCAUGUUUCCAAGUCACACCUCAAAGAUCUGAUGUGAGUGACGAGGCACCUUCUGGAUGUUCUUCCUUCACCGUUUGCGUUUGUCCCGCAGCUCGCCACGGCGGCGUGGAGCUCGACGAGAACGUGCAGGCGGCUGAAGGCUGAGUAAGCUCACAUGGACUGUCUGCACCUCCAAAUGUUCUUGUGUGAAGAUGAUGUUCAACUUGGAUUCACCUGCUUCUGUCGGGAAUGUGCUGAGUGGUCUUCUUCCUCCAGGAUGCUUUGUGCACUGGAACACAGGGAGAUGUCUCCAUCGCUGAGGGACGUCAUCACACUCGGAGAUGAGAUGGAGAUGUGCUUUGUUCUUCGUCUGACUGCUCCUCACGCUAUUCCAUGUAUUCUUCUUUGGCCGUUAAAAGACUUUCAAGAUCAAACGCUGGUGGCUGUAAAAUCGCACGUUUCAUGGCCUUGACGUCAUGACGAGGAUUUCUUCUUUUCUUUCAAUGGCCGCUGCUUAUGAUCAAUAUCACAUUGUGUCACAUCUCUGUCAAUAAAUCCGUUUUUCCUCCA
Nerophis ophidion (straightnose pipefish) is the source of this 1959-nucleotide messenger RNA. RefSeq lists its product as uncharacterized. The record is from RefSeq and is a predicted model, not a curated record. Gene Ontology annotation, biological process: immune response. Bases 16 to 990 code for a protein of 324 amino acids. The transcript has a single exon. NCBI's taxonomy places the organism in Eukaryota, Metazoa, Chordata, Actinopteri, Syngnathiformes, Syngnathidae. Gene Ontology annotation, cellular component: external side of plasma membrane.